Messenger RNA from Trichobilharzia regenti, 817 nucleotides. Lineage: Eukaryota; Metazoa; Platyhelminthes; Trematoda; Strigeidida; Schistosomatidae. The record is from the annotation of a GenBank genome assembly.
CAUCAGAAUCAGAACCCACUUAAGUGAAGUGGUUUGUCAAUAAACAUAUAAAAUACAUCAUUUGUGAAAACAUCAAUAAGACAUUGAGAGAGAAGUCUAUUUACGAAGCAGUCGAACGUUGUUAUCAAAUAUCACCGUUCAUGUCUUCUAAUUCAAUGGAUUCUGAAAGGCAACCUUAUCCAAAUAAUCUGUUCAAUGCACUCUGGAUUACAGUGAUUUUAUGUGGCUGCGUUGGUCUUGUCUUGCACAUAUACUCGAUAUUUAUUCAGCGGUUUCGACCACUCUUCCCCAUAAAGUGAUCACAAUAAUAUUUGUGAUCAUAAUAUGGAGUGUAGUCGUUGUUUUAUACUGCCGUGAAUUAUGCUGGGUAUACAGCUUGAUUGUGUUGCUGUUAACAUCUGUUAUCGGAGUAUCAACAAUGCUUAUCGGUUUCAAAUCGAAACCUUUAUCAGAUGCUGGAUAUUUCGUCUUCUUCCUAAUAAGUUUGAUAUUCAUUAUCAUCGGAGUCACGUUCUAUCUUUUUUAUCAACUGUUCGGUCCUCCUUUCCAUAUAUUAUAUGGCGUGUUUAUUGCCAUUGGAAUAGCUUUUGGCAUAUUCUGUUCUACAGUGUGGUUGAAAUAUUCAGGUGAUAAAUCGAAAAGUUCAACUGCAUUUACAAUUUACAUAAUAUCACUCGAGACGAUGGGACUAUUUCUAACAAUUUUUGGCCUAUUCUACUGUCAGCAGACACUCGAUUCAAAAUCGGGGGGGAAGAAUAUUCUAAGCCAGUUUUGUGCUAAGCGAAUCAAUCUUUCAUGAUAAUUGAGUAAAUAAACG